AUUGAUUAGACUUGUGUGUUUUCCUUUUCGUGAUUUUUUUUUAACGAUUACGCUUAAAUUCAUCAAGAAAGAAACUUUAAUCAUUAACAUACUUCAAAUUCAUAACAAACAUAAUUCGUAUUGUUUGGAUGAGUUUUCUUCUAUAAUUUUCUUGAUCUCCUAAUUUAGUAUAGCUCAAAUUGAAAAGAAAAACAUCAAGAUUAAAACACGUGCAAUUUCGAUUUUAUUCUUAUUGAAUCAAAGUUCUCCCCAAUUUUGUUGUGAAAUAAUUCGAAAAGAAACUACUGAGCCAUGUCGUUCAAACAGCUUCUUUGUCGUUUUUUCCAACAAGGAUCUUGUGCUUAUGGUGAUGGUUGUCUUUAUUCACAUAACCCUAACGAAGCUGUAUCAAUUCCUGAAGAUGUAUGCCUCUUUUUUCUUCGUUCGAAUUGCAUGUAUGGACACGAAUGUACAAGAAAGCAUCGUACCAUAGAAGAAAUCAUUACUCAACGUGAUGGUAACGAGGUUAUUCAACAAGCUAAAAAAGAUGAGGCCCAAUCUUCGAUUGAAGUAAUUCAGAAUGAAACAGCAGAUACGACCAAUGUCAAUACCGAUUCUUCAAACGAUUCAACUGUUGAUAAAUUAGCUUUUUCGUCAUUGACUUUAAACGAUGCAGUCGCAUCCACUAGCCACAAUACAUUAGUGUUGCCGGACAAUGCCACCAAUUCGAAUAAAUCUUAUGCAUCGGCGGCUCAAAAUGGUUUCGUGGAAAAUGAUACAAAUCGUGCAUCGCUACCUUUGUGCACGUUUUACCAAAACAAUGGGUUCUGUGUCUAUCAAAAUUGUCAAUCGAUUCAUGGUGAAUUGUGUGAUCUAUGUGGAUUUUGGUCUAUACAUCCACAUAAUAAACAACAAAGUGAUCUUCAUCGAUCGGAAUGUAUCAAGGAACAUGAAGAAUCAAUGGAAAUAUCUUUUGCUUAUGCACGAAGUAAAGAAUUAACCUGUGCCAUUUGUUUAGAUAUUGUUGUGGAAAAAGAACCUCGUGCACAACGUCGAUUUGGCAUUUUGGAAAAUUGUUCUCAUGUUUAUUGUAUCGAAUGUAUAAGAAAAUGGCGUAACGCACAAGAUAUGGACAAGCUGAAUAAGCGAAAUUGUCCACAAUGUCGAGUCAAGUCGGAUUUUAUCAUACCAAGUCAAUUUUUCUAUGAUGAUCCAACCCAGAAGGCAAAAUUAAUUGAAGACUAUAAGAAAGCUUUAGGAUCAAAACAUUGUAAAUAUUUCAAACGUGGCCGUGGAAAUUGUCCAUUUGAAGGUGCCUGUUUUUAUAAACAUCAAUAUGAGGAUGGUAGGAUUGCCCAAUUACCAGCUCCGUCAAAAAAUCGACGCCGUGCCACUCAGAUCAAUCUUAGACCAUUUAUUUUUCUUGAUGAAAUUAUUGAUUUUGAUGAUGAUUAUUUAUCAUCAUCGGAUCUUGAUUUUUUCGAUUUGGACGAUGACGACGAUGAUGAUGAUGUUUGGCAUUAUCAUUGUUGAUUUGGUAAAAAUAUACGAAUGGCAAUCAACUAAAUUUAACCAUUAUGAUAUCGUAAUCAAAUCGUUUCUUUCAUAAUCUCUUCAAUCCAUUCACGAUGGAUAAUGUUUGUCAUAAUUCUAAUAGUAGAAAUAAUCAUACCAUUGUUAUCCUCAUCAUAAGCACAGUUCAAUCAAAGCAAAUGGAGUUUAUUUUAAUUAGGAUUUAUCAUUUCAUUUUCUUGUUUCAUUUCGCGAUUUAAUUUCAUUCCUAAAUUAAAGCAUUAUUGUGAUAGUGUUCUUGAUGACGAGUGUUGAUACAACCUUACCUUACAUAAUCACUCACACCCAAACACACACAAAACAACACAUGCAAAAAUUCUAUUAAUUAGAGACCACCUCUAAUUUCCCCAAAAAAA
This is a messenger RNA of Dermatophagoides pteronyssinus (European house dust mite), 1907 nucleotides long. Its product is annotated as putative E3 ubiquitin-protein ligase makorin-1. Lineage: Eukaryota; Metazoa; Arthropoda; Arachnida; Sarcoptiformes; Pyroglyphidae. The record is from RefSeq and is a predicted model, not a curated record. Gene Ontology annotation, molecular function: ubiquitin protein ligase activity; metal ion binding. Gene Ontology annotation, biological process: protein polyubiquitination.